Molecule: messenger RNA, 867 nt
Organism: Ascochyta rabiei
Lineage: Eukaryota; Fungi; Ascomycota; Dothideomycetes; Pleosporales; Didymellaceae
Exons: 1
Coding region: 1-867 (288 amino acids)
Biological process (GO): secondary metabolite biosynthetic process
Cellular component (GO): nucleus; cytoplasm
Source: RefSeq, a predicted model, not a curated record
AUGCUUUUGAGAGACUCUUCAACUCUUCCCAGAACGCUCGUGGCUAGGCCAGACACCAAAGCCCUGCCCCGAAUAUUGUGCCUGCAUGGCGGCGGCGUCAACGCAGCCAUCUUCGAAGCACAAUCACGAUCACUUAUACGCCACUUAGAGACGUCUUUCCAUCUUGUAUGGGCUAACGCGCCGUUCUUCUGCGACCCGCACCCUGACGUUGUUGAAGUCUAUGGCCCUUAUGGGCCUUUUCGGCGUUGGCUCAGAGCGUUCCCGGAGCAUGCUGAGAUUGAUGAUGAGGCGUGUAUAGAAGAGAUAGGCUAUGCCAUGAGGACAGCCAUGGAAAACGAUAGCCGAAAAGGGGCUACUGGGGAGUGGGUUGGACUUAUGGGCUUUAGUCAGGGUUCAAAGGUGUGCGCGAGCAUCCUGCUUGAGCAGCAAGCCAGAGAAGCUCGAGCAGAAAAGGAGGGAGAGCUGAUUGUUCCUGUUGGACUGACCAACAUUCCAAACCUGCACUGGAGAUUUGGGAUUUUGAUGGCUGGAAGCGCACCCCUCAUCAACCUAAAACCAGAGAUUCUGACUAGCCCGGCAUUGAUCGGUGCUGGUGAUAUCCCGUCAGAGAGGUUCUGGGCCGGGAGGAAGAUGGAUAAAGAGGCGGUGGUUAGAAUACCCACUCUACACGUACAUGGAUCGGCCGACGCAGGAAUCCAUCUGCACCAAAAACUACUUUACGACUACUGCUCCAAAGAGUCUACAAGGCUAGUGGAGUGGGAAGGUACUCAUCGGGUUCCUUUGAGAAGCCGCGACGUGGUUCCAGUUGUCCAUGCCAUCUACGACACCGCGGAAAAGACCGGAGUAAGAGUAAACAGACCUGUUUAG